AUGUUAAGUGUACCCAUGGCUUCCAAUGUUCAAGACUCGCCUGUACAGCAGACAUUUGUAGAGGAGAUAGAUUACAAUGAAAUUCAGGAAUUAUCGGUGGUGGGUAAAGGUGCCUUCGGUGUAGUGUGGAAGGGUGUUUGGCGAGACAAAUAUGUAGCUAUAAAACACAUAAAUUCUGAGGCUGAGAAGCGAGAGUUCUCGAUAGAAGUGCGUCAGCUGUCGCGCGUGUCACAUCAGAACAUCGUGCGGUUGUAUGGAGCAUGUACAAAGGGCGCCCACGUUUGCCUUGUAAUGGAAUAUGCAGAAGGAGGAUCACUGUACAAUGUGCUGCACAAUCGUCCCAAACCAAAAUACACAGCGGCUCAUGCUAUGAGUUGGGCCCGACAGUGUGCCGAGGGAGUAGCAUACCUUCAUGCUAUGAAGCCAAAGCCAUUAAUACACAGAGAUUUAAAACCACCCAAUUUGUUAUUAGUGGGCGGUGGCAUAAGGCUGAAGAUAUGUGAUUUUGGUACUGCAGCUGACAAAGCCACAUAUAUGACUAACAAUAAGGGCAGUGCUGCAUGGAUGGCACCUGAGGUGUUUGAAGGAUCCACAUACACAGAGAAAUGUGAUGUGUUCUCUUGGGGCAUUAUUUUAUGGGAGGUACUCUCGCGACGGAAACCCUUUGAGGAAGGUGGAUCGGCAUUUAGAAUAAUGUGGGCUGUGCACACAGGUCAAAGACCAAAUCUGAUUGAAGAUUGUCCAGUGCCUAUAGAACAAUUGUUGACACAAUGUUGGCACAAAGUUCCUGCAGAGAGACCCAGCAUGGCCAAGGUAGUGGAAAUAAUGUCGGCUCUAUGCGAAUUCUUCCCAGGAGCAGACACGCCUAUUAACUACGACGAUUGUGAGGAAGACGUCACAGAUUGUUCGGACGAUGAGUACAUGCCUUACGACACGCAAGAUAGUCUCACUGACACCGCCGACCUGACCCAGGAUAUCCCGACACAAAACACCGACUACAGCGCCCCCAACACACUACUACUAAGAAACAAAACAGCCCAGUCACCCCGACCUCGCAGCUUCGUCGAAACUCAAGUGAGUAAGCUACAGAAUUUAAUGGCCGCCGAGGCGCAUCCCAAAACUUCGGCAUUACCUAAAGAUGAACCAGAUGUACAUAACAGAAUAGGACCGGUUCGAAUUCCACAGCCAUUUAAAAAGCCCGAAACGUUUGAAGCGGGAAAAUCACUGGUCACCAUCAACAGGACGUCGAGUUCACCCGUGCCCUUAGAGAGAGUGUAUAUGCCAAGUGAAGGCAGCACGCCCCAGGAUUCCCUACGAGUCGUCAAGAGCCCUGUCAUUUUUAGCGAGAGCUCAUCACCUCGCAGACUGUCUCCCAUAGCAAACUACAACAUUGGCAAUAUGAACCCCAGGCAUAUAGACAUAGAGCAGUACUGGAGUAGAGAGAACGGCAAACUAUCGCCAGCUCUGAGUCCCUCGGUGACGAACAACUCAAAUUCUGUGAGAAAGGAGGACUACAACCAGAACUAUUGUGACAGACUGAGCGCAGCAAACAGCCCCUUGUCGCCAAUGAAGGAAUACAAUGGAAAUCUAUCACAGAAACAGAUUGAUCCGAGAUAUCAAACACCAUUACAAAUAGAAGUUGAUCCAAACACGUGGGAUUUGAUCGAUGUUCCAAUCAAUUAUGAUGAUUAUUUGGAAAUACCAAACGUUUUAAAUAUCUACUACACCUAUAGGACCUCUCCAGAGAUGUAUAUAAGUGUGCGUUACCGUAAGGUAAAUUCGCAAAUUUUCCCAAAUGUGUUAAGUGAGACGUGCCUCGUGGCUCGUGCCCUGCUGAGUCAGAGAGCAGACGUCAAUGCGGUUAUCGGGGAGGUUUGGGACGGACUGGGCGACGACGCACAGUCUCGCGAAGCCGCCGCCGCCGGCGCAUCGGCACCCGCGGUACUCAGCGUCCACGCUGCACUCUUAUGCACCCGCGCGACACACGCGCGCGUCUUCGUCAACUACGUCCUCCGACAGUGCCGUGCCCACACGUACUCCACGUGGACCCAAGUAUCUAUGUUCAUGUGA
Arctia plantaginis is the source of this 2070-nucleotide messenger RNA. Lineage: Eukaryota; Metazoa; Arthropoda; Insecta; Lepidoptera; Erebidae. The record is from the annotation of a GenBank genome assembly.